Molecule: messenger RNA, 6275 nt
Organism: Micropterus salmoides (largemouth bass)
Lineage: Eukaryota; Metazoa; Chordata; Actinopteri; Centrarchiformes; Centrarchidae
Product: inactive phospholipase C-like protein 1
Exons: 5
Coding region: 405-896 (163 amino acids)
Source: RefSeq, a predicted model, not a curated record
GAUUUCAUUGGCCAGUACAGUGUGGCCUUUGAGUGCCUUCAGCCUGGUUAUCGCAAUGUGCCCCUGCUGGGCAUGGCGGGGGACCCCUUACCCCACACCAGCCUGUUUGUCCAUGUGGCGAUCACCAACCGGCGAGGAGGCGGGAAGGCCCAGCGACGAGGUCUGUCAGUGAGGAGGGUAGGGAGGCGUGGGCGGGAGUACGUCACACUAAGGCACACUGGCAUCAAGGUGGUGGACGAGACUUUCAAGCCGGCUAGUGCACCCUCAAAGAGGCAACGGACCUGCGGGAGGAUGCUCAGAGCACCACCUCCAGUUUCAAAGAGCAGUGUGGGCUCCCCACGGUGGCCAAACUGAAGCAGUGCAUCCAGAGCCUGGCCACCAGGCUGCAGAGCCCCGAGGGCAUUAUGGGGGCCACCAUGGUGCUGAAGGAGGGUUACCCGUGUCUGGAGCCUCUGGUCAGCCUCUCAGAGCCGACACGCAAACUGCUUGCUGCCUACGACACGAUGAUUGCCGCCCAGAAACAGCUGAUUGAGAAUGCAGAUGCUGUUCAGGAGAGGAUCGCCCAGGUGCAGAGAGAAGGCAUGGACUUCCAUGAGGAUCUUUCUCGGCUUGGGGAAAAGGAGGGACUGAAGGGACGCAAGCUAAGCAAAGCUGUGGAGAGUUUCACCUGGAACAUCACUGUGCUCAAGGGUCAGAGUGAUCUGUUACGGGGAGCUAAGAUGGAUUCCCUGGAUGCCCUGAGGCAGCUGGCCUUGGCAUGUGAAGCCUGUGGACUCACCUCCUCGUCCUCUUCCUCCAACUCCUCGUCCUCCACCUUCUCCACUGCCGAGCUGCACUACUCCUCCCACCCCCUGUCAGGCCGUCGAAGCAGCACACACGGCAACGGACGCAUCUGAUACCCCUCCCCCAUCCAAAGAUGAAAAGGGAGUGGACAGAAUAAUUACAGAGGAUAAGAGAGAAAAGGAGGCAGGAGAGCGAGAAAGACUGGUGUAAAAAGCACCACAGGAGACAUGAUUUUCUUUCUGACAGAGUGUAUCCCUUUAUCCAGUGCAGUAAGUGUCUAGACUAGCCUAGACCAGAGCAGUAUAUCUGUUAAAGCCUUAUAGUGAGUUCAAUUUAUCACUGAGGGUCCAGCCUGCGGAGAGGCUUUUCAUGAAUGUCGUAACUUUGAGGUAGUGAAACAUAGAAAGGCACUCCACGCAGGUGCUUGAAUGGUUCCUACUUUUUUUUUCUGAGAAAAAAAGUGUGACUCACAUUAUAACUCUGCAGGGUUUUCCCUCAUUAGAGGGGAAAUCAUAGACACCUGAAUAAUUUGUGACAACGGGGCUGUUGUGGAGCUGACGUUUAUGGUUCUGUUAGUGUUUCAGUUCAGAGGUAGAAUGCAGAAUGGAGUUGAUAUAGAGCUGAUGGGGCGAGUUAUUCUUUGCCUCAGCAUUUCAGCAUGUACCUUUUGAAGGCAGCAAGAUAUAUAUGUGAUUGUGUGUUUGUAUGUGUGUGCACAUGGCGGAGAGGGAAAGGUUCUUUAAGAGAUUGAUUGACAGGAUGUGACCCACAUAAAACACAGAUGAAGAGUAACUAAUUCAAGUAGCCUAGAUUUAUGGUGUAAUACUACUUUUUUAAACUCACAAAGCUUUUAUGGUAUCCCUACUUUUGUUUUUAGAUAGAACUAAAGUUACUGCAAUAAAACUUCAACUUAAGACAGAUAUAACAGACAGUAAAUGACAGGGAGUAUUUGAUGUCCACAUGAAACCUUUUCCUAUACCUGAUUGGCUGAGCGUACCCCUUGUCUUUGGUCCUCAAACGCUAAAAACAUGGUGGCUGUUCUGGUUACAUCACAUUUUUCCAAAGCUGUCAAAGCUGCAAAUUUUGUUCUUCAUUGAAUUUCAGAUGAAAAAUAGACCUCAUCUAAAGUACCAACAAUGAGGUUUGGGAGUAUGGAGCUGUAGAAAGUCACAUACAUCUGAACAUCAGCUGAUUUUAUCUAAUUGACUGACUUGUCUUUUCAGACUUCAGUCUCUUAGCAAAUACUAAGCUCUUUCCUGGUUUGUUUAAAAGGCAUUAAAUAACUCCACAGAUUAGUUGAUAAAUGCAAAACAUCAAUUACCGCAUUCGACAGAUUCCGAGGAUUAGUACAUUUUCUAAACUUUAACUAAAAUACAGAAGCACUCACACACAGGGUCUUGUUAUCACCACUUGAUAGCCUUUGAGUCUGUCAUGUUCGCUUGGAGAGUGGAUAGCUUGAAACAGGAGGAAUGAGGUGUUGUGGAGAAGAGUAAUUGGAGAAGUGUGUUGAUACUGUAGUACUGCUGUAGUACAUGUGUGGAUCACAUAACCUCCUCACGACACCAGCAUGUAGGUAACUGGACUCUGUACGUGUGCGUUUGUGUGUAGGAAGAAGAGAUUCCUGCAGCACUGAUGAAGUACACUGUAUUGAUGUAGCAAUAAUAAUAGUGGUACAUUAUAAGAAAGUCAAUGAGGCUGUGUACUGGCUGAAAGAUUGAAAACAAUAUUACUAACUGUAUGGCUCAGUGAUGCUUAUAAAUGUGUAUGAAAACAACUACAAAAAUGCUGUCUACUGAUCAAGGCUUGUAGUUGUGCGUACCUGUCUGUGAUGGCCACCUCUUGGUCUUUGAGUGUAAUUGUGUAUUUCUUCUUAAUGCAGGAAAACACCUGAUAUUUGUUCUUUAACUUCAGCUUUUGUACUCAUUUUCUUGGAUCUUGUAAUGCUGCGUUUGAACCAAACUUGACAAAAGUGAUGCCAAGCAACACACAGGACUAAGCUGUUAGAUUUACCUCCUUGAAUAUUGUCACACCUUACUAUUCUCUGGUGAACAAAAGUAUAUCUCCACUGUUGGGGAUUUUUUAGUCUUUGAAAUGAAAUGGAAAUACAUGUCUCAGAAUGCAUCAUCAUCCAGCUUUAAAACUACGCUGUUUUCUUGAUUUCCAAGUCGUUAGCAUUUUGGUUUUGCAUUGGUUGAUGUAAUUUAAAAAGACCAAGUAAGGCAGGUGUGUUUGAAAAGGUUUGAUUAACAAUUACUCAUGAUCUAGUGCACCAUAGGUAUUUUUUAAACAGUGGAUUUGAACAAAUGUAUUCCCACCUGAAUCUACUGGAGCUGAAAGUGCAGAGUGGGACAUUUUGAAUGUUAAUUCUGCCCUUUGAGGGAGGCAGGAAGGUCGACCGAUGAGAGACGAGGGUCACAGCUAAACAUUGUAACAGAUCAACCAGCCGGUGGCAUUUUGCAGUAGACGGGGUGAGAAACACUGAAACACGGGGAGGACACUGAGGUUUACCAACUUGUUAAGCCCCUUUUAAGUGCUUGUGCAGGACUACUGUUUUUUUCUGAAUGACAUCCCAUAUUUUUGUAUUCUGUUUUGUUGCCUUUCAGUUAUCUACACAUCCCUUUCCUUUUUUUAAUACUAUUAACCUCUUUUGUACCUCCACUUGUCUCCAUCCUGUUAUUCCUGCUGCUCUUCCGGAGGCUUCAGGUGGGGAGUAACAGAGCUGAUGUACUGAGUCAUAGCCACAGGAGGAGGUUGACCUACUAACAUUUGCGUGUGAGUGUUUUUCUUUGUGUGUGUGUGUGUGUGUGUGUGUGUGUGUGUGAGAGAGAAGACAUACGCUCUUAAAAGACAUACACUGAACAAAAUUAUAAACGCAACACUUUUGUUUUUGCUCCCAUUCAUCAUGAGCUGAACUCAAAGAUCUAUGACUUUAUCUCUGUACACAAAAGUCCUAUGUCCAUGCUGUCUGAUCAGCAUCUUUAUACGCCGCACUUGUGAGGUGGAUGGAUUAUCUCGGCAAAGGAGAAGUGCUCACUGACACAGAUUUUGACAGAUUUGUGAACAAUAUUUGAGAGAAAUAGGCCUUUUGUGUACAUAGAGAAAGUCAUGAUGAAUGGGUGGCAAAAACAAAAGUGUUGCGUUUAUAAUUUUGUUCAGUGUAUGUUGAAGAGAGAGCAAAGGUUGAAAGAUAGUGUAAAAAUGGACUGAUAUUGGACUAACGUUUGAUUACAUGUGUUGUUGGCUAUGCACACCUGCAGAGCCUCUUAGUUGGCUGUGAGAAUAGACAGAAUGACAGCACCUGCUGUUGUGGUCUAUAAAUAACACUCUGACUCUCUGGGGGCCUUGGUAUGUGUGUAAAUGUUGGUGUGCUUAUGUCUGUCAUGAUACCAUGGUGCCCUAAUUCCUGGCCUGAUGAUGCAAAGUGGUUCUCCUCAUUGCCAAACUAAUUGCCAUAUUUUCUCCUAAUUGCACUGAAGCAGACAGCAUCUUCAGGAGGAUCUUCACUUACUCUGAGAGGUGUGCACAAGUAUAUGAAAACUACAGUUUUCAUUGUCAUCUCUCAGAGAUCUGCUUGGAGGGAGGAUCUCUUUGCAUUAUUGAUGCAUCAGCUCAAGUAAAACAAACCACGGUGUUGGCUUUCUGUGUUCCGGUUUACAUACCUCCUGACACAGGUAAUACAACUAGGUUAAAGAGUGAGCAUGUGAUGGGGCCUACUGUACCUGAGGAGACGCAGUGAAGUAGAAGGUCACAGGGUUCACCUUUUUGUAGGUGAACAUAAGCGAAAUACAGGGUCAGGUUUCAGUACUUCAUUCUCAGAAUAAUUCAUUAGGUACACACUGUAUUUACAAAGAAGAUCUAUGGUGGAUAGUGACAACUGUGCUGCAGCAUAAAAGGAAAGCAACAUGAACAAGAAAAAACUUGCAGCUUGCUUUUUGAGUGGAGACUGACCUUUGCAGUGCGUCAGGAAGAUACGUCUGAGCCACUGAUUUGUAGCCUGAUGAUCCAAAAGGACCAUACCUGUGUAUGGCAUGGUUUAACCUACUUACUUCAAAUCAUUUACUGUAUACUUGCAGUAGCAGAACAUACCAUUGUAGAUGCAUAGAUGUGCUUGUAUACCUUCCAGGCCGCUAUUGGUUUCAGUUAAUGUCAGUAAAAGUCAGCUUGCAGACUUGCUUCAAGUAAUUCCAUUUCAGUGAACAUCAUCCUCUGGUUUAUGUUAUCACAUCGUGAUGAUGCAAAUAAAAGCAACUGAAUUUCUGUGAUAUGCAUUAAAAAAGAGUCCCCAUUUUUAAGCCAUUUAUAUGCAAAAAGCCUGACUGACACAACCUUUCUCACAAUGUACAUCAUUUGGUGUCUGGGUCUGAAUUUGUAACGAUAGAGUUCAUCAAUGCGACAGUAACCAACUCUGAGGUUCUCUGCAACUUGUGAUUUCCCCAACAGCAGCAUGCCACUUUCAUAACAAUAUAACUGAGCAUGAUGUUCACUGUGAUGGAUCGCCUCUCUCAAGCAUGUUACAGGUCUCCAGAGGCUGCAAAAGUUUGGGAAAACAGUCGGCAGUCAGGCAAAGUACAUGAUUUGUAGUAAAUUAACUGAACUUGCAGAAACACCAGUGUGAUCCUUCAAACAUUCAAAAAUAGGGUUUUAGGUAUGAAGCAUUUUCCUGCCAUCAUCAUGCCUCUCACACACUCUGCUUCAUAUGUCACUGCAUUUACCUUACCUGAUGAUAUGUUUACCGCUGCAAAAGGGCACUGGGGUCUGCCACUCACUACAGUGCUUUACUAUGAUGUUCAUUAUACUGCAUCUAAUUUCUAACCAAAAGCUGCACCCUGAUCCCUGAAGUGUGGACUUCUCGACUUCCCUUUAUACCCUUAAAAAGUGGAACAGAUCUCUGUAAAGAUCUGUCUUUCACUGUGAUACAAUUUAAAAUUUUGAGUUUGAAGGAUGGGAGUGGUAGACAGAUCUGUGCUAAAGAGCAGGGUGUUGCAUUGGGCUGCGUUGUAUCUCUGUUACCCACGUGUCUUAACCUAGAGCUAGCUCUCUCUCUGCUCUUCUGUGUGUGAUGCUUCCUAGCUUUGCAGACCAGUGGUCAAGUAGCGCUUAACAUUAAUUUGAAUUGGAGAGUCGUUUAUGCCUGUCAUAGUGAUGUGGACAAAGUUGUGUAACACUUGGAAAUGUGUAAAGGUAUUUUAGGUUCUAUAUUACCCGUGGCAACUGCAGUGUCUGUGUUGGCCUGUGUCUACGCCGCCGACCUUUUAAAUCAGUGUUGCUCUCUGUUCUUACAGUCACUGUAUGUUUUUGUAAAAUAGAAAAAAAAAGACCAAAAGAAGAGAACUAUUUAUUGAAGUGUGUUUUAAAAACCAUAAAUAAAUCUAAUUAAUUAAAUGGACCUUGCUUUUAUUUUGAAAAGCUACUGUGUUUUCUAUCUGACAAGUAAUUAUAUAUAACAAGAGUAUGUAUGCCAGACUAAAUAAAGUUAUCUUUUCCUGACCAAA